UCGUUACGUGGCUGUGGAAAACCAAAACAGUGCGGUGAUGUGGGCUGAUCAGUUUAAAACACACUAAAUAACACAGAAUAGAGGAAAACAGCAGGAAAACGCCCACUUUCAGAUCAAUAUCGAGAAGCGGAAGAUGUCUAAACUGCAGGUCGAUAACUAAACCCCGGCCUUUCUCCCGGUUAAACUUGUGUGAGAGUGAUCAGAGUGACUCAGCUGUGCGAAAUCCGCUGAUAAAUGCUCUGAUCAGCGGCGGCAGCAGCAGCACGGUUCUCCUGAUCAGCCCCUUCAGAGAGCCGGUGAGGCAUGGCCGAGGACUCGUCUCUCUCCUCGCUGGAGUUCAGCUCCUCGCUGCCUCCUCCCCGAACCCGCAUCUUCAAGAUCAUCGUGAUUGGAGACUCCGGCGUGGGCAAGACCUGCCUGACCUACCGCUUCUGCGCUGGCAGGUUCCCGGAUAAGACGGAGGCCACCAUCGGGGUGGACUUCAGGGAGAAGGUUAUAGAAAUCGACGGGGAGAAAAUCAAGGUCCAGCUGUGGGACACGGCCGGGCAGGAGCGCUUCCGCAAGAGCAUGGUGCAGCAUUACUACCGGAACGUUCAUGCUGUUGUCUUUGUGUACGAUGUGACAAGCGCCGCCAGCUUCCGGAGCCUCCCGGCAUGGAUCGAGGAGUGUCGGCAGCACGCCCUGGGCCAGGAGGUGCCCCGUAUCCUGGUGGGCAACAAGUGCGAUUUACGACACCUGUCUCAGGUGAGCACGGAGCUGGCACAGCAGUUUGCAGACGCCCACUCCAUGCCUCUUUUUGAGACAUCAGCCAAAAACCCUCACGGUGGUGAGGAGGGUGGUGGCCGCAACAGCAGUGAUCAUGUAGAGGCCAUCUUUAUGACUGUGGCCCACAAGCUGAAGUCCCAGAAGCCCCUGGUGCUGAGCCAGCCAGCUGGGGGGAAUAUAGUCAAUCUGGGGGGGCGGGGCGAGCAGGAGGAGCAGCGGGGGAAUUGGGGUGGCUGCUGCUGGAGGAGCUAGUUAGAGAGUGGAGUAGAAUCAUCCUGCAUUUUUAAGACGACUCAAAAGGGCGAGGAGUCGGAAGUUUAAGGUAGGGCCAGUGAAAUGGAUUGAUAAACUUUGGCACAUUUUUGUGGCAAAAGGGAGUUCACCAAUUCUGAACUGGUGUACAAUAGUGAGAGAGUAGACAUAAGGGAAUUUUAUGCGGGCAACAAAGUGCAUCCCAGGCAUUAUAGUCAUGCUACAUACGCUAUGUACCCAGUGUCUGUAAUGAACUGAAGCCUGUAGAUGUUAUCUUUACUGACAAGUUCCAGAGAGAGGUCUAAGGCUACAUUCACACAGCAGGUCCAGUGUGCCAAAUCUGAUUUUCUGACCAAAUCCGAUAUUUAUUUAAAGGCUGUUUACACAAACUUGUUAAUGUGACCCAUGUGGGACAUUUGUCUGAACAGUUUGUACUGUGUUACUAAUGUGCAUGCGCAAAAGAGCAAUGCUUUACAAAAAGUUUUGGUUUCAUUUGUUUCAGAAUCAUGGGAGCUAUACAGCAUUUGAGCUCACUGUAAAAAAGGUUUGAAUUCCGGCCACGAACACUGCCUCUUCAAAUUUCGUUAUUAUUAUUUAAUUAUUUAUUUUAUUUCUGAUUUGUUCCCAUUUUCUCCCCAAUUCGCACGGCCAAAUAACCAACCCACUCAUUUGUACUUCCCUUAUCACUAGUGAUGCCCCAACACCAGGAGGGUGAAGACUAGCACAUACCUCCUCCGAUACAUGUGAACUCAAACUCUGCCUCUUUUUGAACUGCUGCUGAUGCAUUGUUGAGAAGCAUCACAGCGCACUCGGAGUAAAGCGCAGCAACUCGGUUCUGAUACAUCAGCCCACAGAUGCCUUGUGCAGAGAGAGAGCGCCAUCUACUCACCCAGAGAGAGCAAGACUAAUUGUGCUGUCUCAGGGCCCCAGUAGCCGAUGGCAGGUAACACGAACAGGAUUUGAACCGUCGAUCUUCUGACAAAAUUUUUAAAAGCUUUUUAUUUUUCUUCCCUGUAACCACCAUUUGGCCUUUUUAUUAAGAAUGUGGUGUAUUUGCACCAGAAGCCUAAUAUUAUUGGAACUGAGACAUCACCUCAAUAAUGUAAAAGGUCUGUUAAAUCACUAUCCCGAUUUGGAAACCCUAACUCACUGCGAUCUCUUUUUCAUUCUACUUACUGCCUUUUUUUCCUUUCCUUGAGGUAAAAGUUACAUUUCAACAACACCCAGCUGUUUGGACAGUCACAUUGCCAUUAAACGGAUGUGCAACGGAUAUCAGUACCACAAAUUAAAGUGGCUCAAAUUGGAGUUAAACAUGUCAGAUUCAGUGUGUUUUUGCUGUUCACACUGCCACACAAAUGACAUAUAAUUGUCACAUAAUGAAAAACAUCAGAUUUAAGGGCUUUUAUCUACUGUGUGAACGUAGCCUUAGUUCAUCUGAUUGUCACCUUGCAAAAUAGAAUAAUACAAUACAGAUCUCUAAAUGAAGGCUACAGGGGACUAGACUAACACGCAUACACACAAACAGUCAAAAGGCUCCAACAGGCUUCUCUGGGGUCCCAGGGGAACAUCAGAUAAAUAUCAAGGGAAAUGAGAAGACAACACUAAUAUUGUCACUUGUCAGAACACAAGAAGGAUCAGAAUGAUCGUUUUCUUUCUUUUUUUAUCAUAUUUGUACUGUAACUCACAAAAAAUGCACAAAGAAAGCUGAACGUUUAUCCACAUGACCACAAUCAUUCAGGUGAACUAACAUUUCUAUGAAUAGGAAUGGUCAUCCAUAAGAGAGUGAAAUCACAAAGAAGGCUUUGCUCUCACCUCAUUUCUCAUGACUCGUUGUGUCCAGUGUUUUAUGUAAUACUCUAUAUGAACAUAAGGCGACUGUAAACGCCUUGUGAUGUUUAAAAAGAAGCAGUUGCCUCCAAUAUAUGCAGCACAUACUCCUCAUAUAUGACCCUUACCUCACAUAGUGCACCGUGUUUGCUCAGCGCAUGGCCUUACCAUACUACUACAGCAUCCGUACCCAGCUGCAUCCGUCGCUCGUUCAUCCGUUAAGUGUACCCCUUCAGAAGAUGUACUGGACACUGGCACUCUGCUUCAGGGUUGCAGCAUACCUCAGUAUGUAUUACAGGUCGUCCAUACAUGUCACGCUUUUCUGCAGUAAAAAAUGUUUUGGACUGAAUCCUGCCUUGCUUUUCCAGCAUGCCGGAGGUUCCCUUUCCCUGCGGUGCCACAGCAGGUUCUGUGGUGAGCACUUUGAAAAAAUUCCUUAGUCCUGCCAUUCCUGGUGUUUUAAUUUAGAUUUAGGAGUUUAGUCAAUUCAGUCAAAGAGCUUAAGAUGAUCAUUGAGUGACAAAUCAAAUGAUUCCUUUAGUUAUUCUCUGGUCAGGUUUGCAGUGGGUGCAAGGCUGCAAUGCCCCCUGGAAAAAGCUCCAGUCCAUUACAGGGGGUAAAGAUAUCAUGUAAUUAAAUAUUUGGUGUCUUAACUUUAGAUUUUGCAGUUACAUUGUUUGGUUACGUUUACUUAAGAUUUUUUUGAUUGGUCUUAAACUUUGUGUAAAUGUAAUUUGUUUGCGCUUUAAUAAACCAAAACUUAAAAAUGGCCAUUUCUUAUUUAGUUAACUAGCACAUAUGCCUCAGUCGAAGUCAAUAUAAAAAGAUUUAAUUCUAAGACAUUUUAGAGUAUUUCUGUUGGCCCAUCCAUCAUUAAAUUUUGACACAAUGUAAAGAGAAACAAGUACCAGAUCUUGUUAAAGAAAAAAAAUGAAAAAUGUAAGGUUUUUGCAUUAAUUAAAAUAAAAAAAUAAGCACUGUUUUUAUUUGAGUUAUGCAGUAUCCCAUAAACCUGGUUCGUAACCAACCUCCCACUCACACACACUGAGCAGCCUGAAGAUUCCCCACAAGAGGGCGCAUUUAGUACUUGAAUAGCUUUGGUGCAUUGCAUCAGUGAUAUUACGUGUCCUUUGUUAUAAUAGACAUGUUGCUCCAGGGCACAACUAAAAAAGCACAUUUGUCAAAAAUAUAUCUAUAUCUAGGGUAGAAGACAGGUGGCAGGUAAUCCUUUUUGCCAAACUGUAACUUUAAAGAAAGCUUUUAUUUAUAACUUGAAGACUUCUGACUGCCAUAAGAGGAGGAGCAUAAGAAGAUAAGGUUUUAUAGGUGAUACUGGGUUCUGGCUCAGGUAAGAUGGGCCCGCAAUUGCAGGUUAGGGUUCUCAAAGUUUUGUGCUAGAGGGCCUCUGUCUGGACAUUAGUUACUAUGUUUAGUAAUUCUUAGUUUUUUUUUUUGGGUGCAUUUGAGCAGGGAAACUGCAGGCUUCAAGGACUAGAACUGAAGACCCUGGUGUAGGCCAUUGAAAGACAUUCUCUAAACAGUUAAUACAAUCUUAACGCUGCAAUGUUUUAUUACAUUGGCAUAGUUGCUCAUUUUGCAAUUGGAUGGUUGGUUUUAUUUACAUAUUUUUCUGCCAAAAUUUGUUUAAGUGUCCUUUUCAAUUGAAAUGUUUUAUUUCUUCAGUGUACCUUUAAAUAAUUUUUUUUUUAUUGUACAUCAGGUCAUCUAAAUGUUUGAUCGAACCUCACAUCACGUGUUACUACAUGGCUGUGCAUAUCAGACUUUUUUGUGCCAGUUCACAACCAUGUCACUGAUAAGGGACAAAGCAGAAGAGCCAACUCUGAGAAAGCCUGUCUGUUUUUCAUUUCAGUGAGAUAUUGGAAUAAAGCACUAUAUCAAUUUCAAA
Messenger RNA from Astyanax mexicanus (Mexican tetra), 4750 nucleotides. It is a transcript of the gene rab33ba, whose product is annotated as RAB33B, member RAS oncogene family a. The transcript is spliced from 2 exons. The record is from RefSeq and is a predicted model, not a curated record. Lineage: Eukaryota; Metazoa; Chordata; Actinopteri; Characiformes; Acestrorhamphidae. Bases 304 to 1017 code for a protein of 237 amino acids. Gene Ontology annotation, molecular function: GTPase activity; GTP binding. Gene Ontology annotation, biological process: Rab protein signal transduction. Gene Ontology annotation, cellular component: endosome; Golgi apparatus.